Messenger RNA from Colias croceus (clouded yellow), 1958 nucleotides. RefSeq names its product zinc finger protein 622. Bases 20 to 1228 code for a protein of 402 amino acids. Gene Ontology annotation, cellular component: preribosome, large subunit precursor. Gene Ontology annotation, biological process: ribosomal large subunit biogenesis. The record is from RefSeq and is a predicted model, not a curated record. Lineage: Eukaryota; Metazoa; Arthropoda; Insecta; Lepidoptera; Pieridae. Gene Ontology annotation, molecular function: nucleic acid binding; zinc ion binding. The transcript has 7 exons.
UUACUUGCUCUGUGUUAUAAUGCCUGACACAUUCACGUGUAUCACUUGCCAGGUGCUGUUUAAGUCUGCAGAUUUGCAGCGUGAACAUUAUAAACUAGACUGGCACAGGUACAAUUUGAAGAGAAAAGUCGCAGGUAUUCCACCAGUGACAUUGGAUGAAUUUGAAUUGAGGGCAAAAGAACAUAGGGAACAAGUUCAAAAUGAGAAUUGCGACGAAUCCGUUUAUUGCAAAUGUUGCUCAAAAUUGUUCAAUACGAAAAAUGCGUACAAUAAUCACUUGAACAGCAAGAAGCACAAACAAGCUGAACAGAAUUAUGUGCCCAAUGAAAAACCAAUUCAAAAGAAGGAAGAAGAGGAGAGUCAAUCUGAUUCAAAUAGUUUCGAAAAAAUUGAAGCUGAUAAGCUCUUGCAACGAGAAAAAUUUGUUGUUGUUAAAGAUGUUGUAGGGUCUGAUGAUCUUGACAUUGAAACUGACUCAGAAAUUGAAGAGCUUGAUUCUGAUGAGUGGGAAGAAUGUAGAAUCCAAGGCAGUGAUUCACUUAUAAAACCCCGUGACUGUUUGUUCUGUGGUCAUCACAGUAAAAAUAUGGUCAAAAAUCUGAAGCACAUGUCAAUAACCCACUCCUUCUUUAUACCAGAUGUUGAAUAUUGCACUGACAUAAAAGGGCUGCUCUUGUAUCUUGGAGAAAAAAUUUCUCAAGGAUUCAUGUGCUUAUGGUGCAAUGAUGCUGGCAGAACAUUUUACUCAAUGGAAGCAGCUCAGGCGCACAUGCUUGACAAGGGACAUUGUAAAAUGUUACAUGAGGGCAUUGCUUUAGCUGAAUAUUCUGAUUAUUAUGACUAUAGUGCGUCCUACCCUGAUCAUGAGGAAGGUGAUGAAGACAUGGAAGUUGAUGAGCCAGCAGCAGAUCCAACCAUGCUGGAUGGUGAUAAUUUCCAACUGGUAUUGCCAUCUGGCGUAGUUAUAGGACAUAGGUCCUUGUUGAGGUACUAUAAACAAAACCUGCCUGAGACCAGCCAAGUUGUGGUGAAGAAGUCACAACGAAAACUGCAUCAUUUGUUGGGUGUUUACCGCGCGUUGGGAUGGGCGCCUAAAGAACAGGCUGCCGCUGCUAAAAAAGCUCGUGACAUUCAUUUCAUGAAGAGGGUGCAGGCCAAGUGGCAAAUGAAGAUGUCUAUGAAGAAUAACAAGUUCCAAAAACAUUACCGACCUCAAGUUAACUUCUAGAGAAAUCUAGAAAUAUUCCUUGUGUUUUAUCAGUAUCACUUUACUUCAUACAUAUAUGUUAUUCCAUAUUCAUCAUCCUUAUCAAAGAGAAGGAUUUAUGACUUUUUUAAAGUACAUAUAAUUUUUUUAACAUAACUAAAAAAAUAUUCGUUUUACGAGCAAAAUAAAUUUUAAAAGAUACAAAAUUAGUGGUAGUUAGUGUCAAUCAUUGUUUUCUCUCGGAGAUUCUUAGCCAUUUGGGUGAAAAAUCCUUUUUGAGAGUCUUUUUUAUUAGUUUUUAUUUAAUUUUUAUUAGUUGGAUCAAUACAUAAAUUUUUAGUUUGUGAAUGGUACAUAUACACCAUCAUUCUUUUUUUAUUGGUGCUUAUGAGUGGCAUUAUUCGCUUGCGCUCAAGUAGUUACCUCUGUAAUAAAGAAUAUAUUUAAAUGUUCUCUGUGGUGUCUAUCUAAAAAUAUCUUGCACUUACAAACUUAUAAAUAUGUAUUUGUAAUUAAUGUGUAAAUCGAGGGCACCUUUGUUUGUACUCUUCGGUCAAAUAAUUGGAAUGUGAAAGACAGAAAACGGAGAAAAUGUCAAAUUCUUUUUUAAUGUGAUAUUAAACUGUCUACAUGUUGCGUUUAUUUUAAACAUUUCCAAUGCAUUAUACAGCCGCAAUAGUUACACAAAAGCAAUGAAUUCCAUGUAACUACAACAACACAGAUUUAAAAGCAAUACAAAUUUACAAUGAAA